Molecule: messenger RNA, 2985 nt
Organism: Porites lobata
Lineage: Eukaryota; Metazoa; Cnidaria; Anthozoa; Scleractinia; Poritidae
Source: the annotation of a GenBank genome assembly
AUGGCCUUGAAGAACAGCUCAGAGAUGCCAUGUAUCCCGAUAGCUUCUAGAUUGGCACCAUCCAGUGCCAUUACACCCGUGGACUGGACGCCCGGAGAGUGGUCUGGAGAAGAAAGUGAAAAUUCUCAAGACGGGGACGAAAUAGAAGGAGAAGAAUCAUUGAUAACGACAUACAAUGAGGCAAUGGCUAGUUUAUCAGAAAAGACCACGAUCGGAAAAGUCAGCCCAUUGACCUUUCAGUUAGAAACUGGAUGGGAUGAAGCGACGGACGUGGAAAAGGGAAAAUGCAUUGAAAAGGCUAUGGAAGGAUGCAAAGUCGUAUGUGAAAUAAUAGCACCAAACGCUGGGGAUCAACUUUUUAGAUCAUGCGCUCAAUUAUCAGAUCGGACCAACGAAAAUCCUUCUGGUGACUUGCUUGCUCUAAUGCAGGCGUACAAAAAUGCUCCAACAGGGAAUCUUAAGACCCAGAUUCUAAGUCUUUAUGCAUACCGCUACCCUAUGGAAAAGCUACAAAAGCUACACGAGCCCUUCGAAAGCAUAACUAUGUGGCAAAUAAAGAGGGCAAGAGCUCAUGCUCGCGAAUACGUUCCAGGUUUUACCCUUGAAAAGGCUUCAAGUUAUCGUGUUCGACUUGACACAGCCCUUGUGGCUCAUUUUAUAGAAUUUGUAAACAGACCAUAUUUUUAUCAAGACGUUUCGUUUGGAACCCGAAAAUUGAAAUUGGAUAAUGGCGAACAAGUGACCAUGCCCAAUGUAAUUCGCACAGUAACUCGCUCCACCAUGAUACAACAGUACCUGCAGUUCUGCGAAGAAGAAGAGAUAAAGCCACUAAGCCGUGCAACUUUGUUUCGGAUCCUCGAGGUCAGAGAAGCCUCUCAACAAAAGUCAUUAGCUGGUCUCGACAAUACCGCAACUGACGGAUCUGCCAGUUUUGAAAAAAUCAAGCAAAUUGUGGACGACCUUGACCAGAUUGGUCAAGAAGAAGGUUGGUCGGAGGACAUAAAGAAGUCGCUUCAGAAUGGCAAGCAAUAUUUGAAAACGAAAUACCGUAAACAUUGCCAACGAGGAGAGAGCACAUGCCCCGACCAUUGUGUCAAGUUUGCCCUUAGUGACCCUAAUGAUGAGGACCUUCAAGAGAAAUGUGAGCAUGAACAUACAUCUGCCUGUAGCCAUUGCGUUGAACUUUCUGUCUGUCUGGACAAGGUAGAACAAGCGAUCAAAGGUGAACACACCCAGUUCUACAGUAAAGAACAACAAGAAGAUAUGCUAUAUGAUUUUCAGAGGUCUGCUAAGGCUGUCAAUCACUGGAAAUCUCAUAUUAUGAGGUCAGCAAAUCAAAAGCGCGCAAAACAAGAUAUCCUUGAAGAUUUAGACUCUAGCUCAAACUUAAUAAUUAUGGAUUGGGCAAUGAAAUUUGUUCAGAUGAGAUACCGCGAAAAACAGAGUGAUUGGUUUGGGAAAAGGGGCCUGAGCUGGCACAUAAGUAGCGUGAUAUCGCGUGACCGUUCGACCGGAGAACUCCAAGUUACUUCUUACGCUCAUUUAUUUGAUCAAUGCACCCAAGAUUGGUUCGCGGUUGCAUCAAUAAUUGAAGAUCUUCUAACACACGUGAAAAUGAAGCAACCCGGGCUAAAAAGUGUUUUUUUGAGAUCUGAUGAGGCGGGUUGCUAUCACAGCAACUUUCUGAUUGCGGCGGUUCGUGACAUUGGACAAAGGGUUGGCGUUGCAGUGGAAGCCUAUGACUUUUCUGAACCGCAAAGCGGGAAGGAUGUAUGUGACAGGAUUCUCUGUCCUCUAAAAUCGUCCGUCCGAACGUACUGUUCCGAGGGUAAUGAUAUUCUGUCUGCGUCCGACAUGAGAGAUGCUCUUCAGAAACAUCCUGUCAGAGGAACCUCCGCUUCAGUGAAUAUGGUAGACGAAUUGAAAAAGAGCCUUCAAGUGAAGAAGAUUGAUCAUUUUAGCGGUUUCCACAAUUUCACAUUUCAGAGCUCAGGAAUAAGAGCAAGAAGAGCCUAUAAAAUUGGUCGAGGAAAGCUUUUUCCUUAUGACACUUUGUAUUUAAAACACCAAGAGGCGACUGGCCUUAUGACAAAAGACGCUGAUAAAACACUUUUUGAGCCAAUUAAAGAAAGACGUCUCAAGACUAAGACGCCUAAGGAUGUACAAUUGCCCAGUGGUACAAAUGCGGAAAAAGAUACAGCUCUCUUUGAAUGUGUAUUUCCAGGUUGUACGCAGGUGUUUGAGUUCUUUUCAGAUCUAGAACAGCACCUUGACGUAGGGAAGCACACCAGCAAUCAAGAAACGACGAAGAAGAGUGAAAGCUUAUAUGACAAGAUCAGAAAGGACUGGGCAACAAAAUUUACAUCAGUGGAUGUGGCUGUGAAAAAAUCUACACCAUUUAUGUUAGCGUCCGAAUCAUCAACUGACGUAGAAACCCUGCAGAUCGGAUGGGCACUAAGCAAGGCCCACGCAGGUUCCAUUCGGUUUUCUCGUGAGGUUAAAGAAUAUCUCACAGCCAAGUUUGAAAUUGGUGAGCGAACUGGCCGCAAGGCGGACCCUGUUCAGGUUGAAAAGGAUAUGAGAACAGCAACAACCCCCUCUAAUGAAAGACGGUUCAGUCGCACGGAGUGGCUAACUAAAACGCAGAUACAGAGUUUCUUCUCUCGCCUUGCAGCUUCCAAACGGAAAGAAUCAGGAACUGUGGGAUUUUCUAUGGAACAAGAAGAAGAUAUCGAAUGUCUUGUGGAAAGUGCAGAGCAUCAAAAUUUAAUGGCAAAUAUUGUUGAAGCAAUUGGAUUGAAGCACCCUAUUACAUACGACACGUAUGAUCUUUGUGACUUACAUCGACAGAACAGACUUCCUGCUUUUAAUGUCCAAAUGCUUAAGAAGGUACUUUCCUAUCUUGAGGUCCCCUUCAGAUCUAAAGAAAGGAAAGCUGAUCUGUUGGACAAGCUCAGAAAAGUUGUCACGGAAUGUGAAUGCUAG